This is a messenger RNA of Notodromas monacha, 411 nucleotides long. The record is from the annotation of a GenBank genome assembly. NCBI's taxonomy places the organism in Eukaryota, Metazoa, Arthropoda, Ostracoda, Podocopida, Cyprididae.
AUGGCGCGUACCAAACAAACUGCUAGGAAGUCUACCGGUGGUAAGGCACCGAGGAAACAACUUGCUACAAAAGCAGCAAGGAAAAGUGCUCCUGCUACUGGUGGAGUAAAGAAGCCUCAUCGUUAUCGUCCUGGUACUGUUGCGCUUCGGGAAAUCAGGCGAUACCAGAAGAGUACUGAGUUGCUCAUCCGCAAGUUGCCCUUCCAGCGUUUGGUUCGUGAGAUCGCACAAGACUUCAAAACCGACCUGCGUUUCCAGGGCUCAGCUGUGAUGGCCUUGCAGGAAGCCAGUGAAGCUUACUUGGUUAGCUUGUUUGAAGAUACUAAUCUGUGCGCCAUUCACGCCAAGCGUGUUACUAUCAUGCCAAAAGAUAUUCAACUUGCAAGGCGUAUACGCGGAGAAAGGGCCUAA